This is a messenger RNA of Podarcis lilfordi (Lilford's wall lizard), 1766 nucleotides long. The record is from the annotation of a GenBank genome assembly. Lineage: Eukaryota; Metazoa; Chordata; Lepidosauria; Squamata; Lacertidae.
GGAUGCUGUGAAAACACUUAACACUUUUGCCUCGUUUCUUAAUUAGGGCCAUGAUGCAUUCCAAAAAUUGCUUACUAAUUAAAGCCGGAGGGGAAAGGAGGUGUAUCCAAGCUGGAUGUGGAGCCACCAGCAGAUACAGAUGAAAUGGUAUAAAAGGGCUCCCUGAGCUGAGAUCUUCCAACAGCUUCCUUUGGCUUCAUCUCCUUCACUUCAUUUCUACUCCUCUGAGACUUUGGUAAGUCAAGUGUGUGCACAUAUGAUGUUAUAUUUGAAUGAUUCUUGCAGUGGUCAGAACGUUCAGGUAACUGAACUCCAAGAGAAGGCUAAAAUUCUAUUACUCUGUGAAUUGGGUAGAUCUUCCACCAGGAACCUUACACUCUUAGGUUGUUGGCUGGUUUCUUUUCUAUAUCUACCUUAUGAAAUCAAGUAUUUAGCUGCGUUAGUCCAUCUAGCUCAGUUUUGGCCACACUGAUCAGCUGUAGUUCUCCAGAGUUUCAAGAAGGGAGUCUUUAGCAGCUCAAUCUGCAGAUUCCAAGGACCGAACCUGGGAUGUUCUGCAUGAAAACCACGUGUUCGGCCACUGAACAAUUGUCCUCCCCCUAAAAUUAAAGUAAGGUUCUAAUCUUCACGGUUCCAAAUAAAUACCUGACUCAAAUGAGCAUAGGGAGUUGUCCUGUACCAUGACAGAACAUUGGAAUCCCUAGUUCAGUUUUACCUACUCAGAUUGGCCAUUGUUCUACAGGCCUUGAAGCAGGGGACAUUCCUAGACUAUCCUGAAAUUAUCAGGGAUUGGAUUUGGGAUCCACAACGAAGACAAGGGCUGUAGUAACAAAAGCAGAGAAGAAUAAAGGUUUCAGGCAUGAGGGCUUAAUGUUUUCAGAAUUAUCAAAGACAGCAGAUUUUCAGUGGUGGAGAAAGGAAGAUGGAUUGAAUUUACUGAACUGGGAAUGGGUAAAAUAUCCUACUGCCACAGGAUGAUUAUGUCUGAAAUAUUCUCCCAACUGUCCAUUGAAGUGAUGUAGCCCACACUUAUUUUGUCCCUUGGUGUUUUUGGUUUCAGACUCACCUCCACCCAACAAUGGUUGACUGUGGUCCAUCCUGCGCUGUCCCAUCCUGUGCUUCCACCCCCACUGUUGGGUUUGGCUCAGCAGGAGGUCUUGGCUAUGGUGGUCUCGGCUAUGGAUUGGGAGGUCUCGGCUAUGGAAAUGGAGGAUUCGGCUACGGAUUUAGUGGUCUCGGCUAUGGAUAUGGAGGUGCUGAAAGAGCAGCCAACCUUGGCAUCCUAGAUGGGAUUAUCCCUAAACCCAUCAACCAGAUCCCACCAGCAGAGGUCGUGAUCCAGCCACCUGCCUCCGUUGUGACCAUCCCAGGGGCCAUCCUCUCUGCCAGCUGUGAGCCUGUGGCUGUUGGAGGCAACACUCCAUGUGCCGUUGGUGGUUCCGGGAUCGUAGGAGGCUAUGGCUAUGGGGGCUUGGGCUUUGGGUCUGGUCUCCUUGGAAGCUCUGGAGGUUUCGGCUAUGGUUUGGGCUACGGGAGGGGAAGGAAGUUCGGGCGUCGUUUUAGCAUCUGUUCAUAGACCAAUUAAACCUGAGAAGCAUAUCCUGAACUGAUCAUCAGAGGGCUUGAUACAGAUCUAUCGGCCAUGGUUCAGAAAAGCUGAAUUCAAGCAAUCACUCCUGGAAUUCAUCCUCCGUUCUUUGCUUCAGAGUGCAGAAGAAAAAAGAUCCUUCUACACCGAUUUUCUUCUUUGCCCCUUUCAAUGCUCU